AUGCAGCUCACGAACUUGGCCUCCCGCUGCGACGAGCUAGCCAACCCCAGUCUCGCGAACUUCGGCGUCUCCAUCUUCAUACUCGUCGGCAUUCUCGUCUCCUACCUCCCACAACACUACCGCAUCAUCGCCCGCCGCUCCUCCGAGGGCCUCUCUCCCUACUUCGUCCUACUAGGCACCACAUCCGGCACCUGUGCCAUCGCAAACAUCCUGAUUCUGCCCACCAGCCGCACAGAUGUGGGAUGCUGCCGCGAGAUCAGCCCGUUCGCGUGCGGGGCAGCGCUGCUGGGUAUUGCGCAGGUGGGCGUGCAGUGGAGCUGCUUCUUCCUGAUAAUGCUCCUCUUCCUCGUCUUCUUCCCCAGACCCUCGGCCGCAGAUUCCGAAAAUGACCCAAAGGGACCAACCUACCGCUCCGCCCUCAUAGUCGUCGGCGUCAGCAUACUGCACUUCCUCGUCGUGUUCCUAGUCUCCAUCACCCUCCUCGCGCGCUUCCCCGAAAUGCUGCAGCUCUGGGCCAACGUCCUCGGCAUCUCCGCCUCCGUGCUAGCCAGCAUACAGUACCUGCCGCAGAUCUACACGACGUGGAAGCUGCAGGCUGUCAAGAGUUUGAGCAUUCCGAUGAUGUGCAUACAGACGCCGGGAAGCUUCGUCUUUGCGGCAAGCUUGGCGGUGAGGCUGGGGAGGGAGGGCUGGAGCGCUUGGACGGUGUAUUUGGUUACGGGGUGCCUGCAGGGGGUGUUGUUGGUUAUGGGGAUUAGCUUUGAGGUUAGGGAGUGGAGGAAGAGGAAAGCGGAUGCGGAGGGGAGGGAUGAGGUGCGGGGUGAGCGGGCGCCGCUGCUGGGGGAUGGCGAAGGAGCCAGGCAGAGGAGUCAUGACAGCGCGAACGGUGCUGGUGGCUAG
Molecule: messenger RNA, 900 nt
Organism: Coniosporium apollinis CBS 100218
Lineage: Eukaryota; Fungi; Ascomycota; Dothideomycetes
Exons: 3
Coding region: 1-900 (299 amino acids)
Source: RefSeq, a predicted model, not a curated record